Molecule: messenger RNA, 1213 nt
Organism: Macaca mulatta (Rhesus monkey)
Lineage: Eukaryota; Metazoa; Chordata; Mammalia; Primates; Cercopithecidae
Gene: CRIPT
Product: CXXC repeat containing interactor of PDZ3 domain
Biological process (GO): cytoplasmic microtubule organization
Cellular component (GO): dendrite
Molecular function (GO): PDZ domain binding; microtubule binding
Source: RefSeq, a predicted model, not a curated record
UGGAUUGACGUAGCCCGGAAGGGGAAUACUUCCCAGUUACAGUGUUGAUGUUUUCAGGCUCCUGCUGCUCCUGUUGCGGCUAGGGGAACUGUCGUGGGGAAGGAUGGUGUGCGAAAAAUGUGAAAAGAAACUUGGUACUGUUAUCACUCCAGAUACAUGGAAAGAUGGUGCUAGGAAUACCACAGAAAGUGGUGGGAGAAAGCUGAAUGAAAAUAAAGCUUUGACUUCAAAAAAAGCAAGAUUUGAUCCAUAUGGAAAGAAUAAGUUCUCCACUUGCAGAAUUUGUAAAAGUUCUGUGCACCAACCAGGUUCUCAUUACUGCCAGGGCUGUGCCUACAAAAAAGGCAUCUGUGCGAUGUGUGGAAAAAAGGUUUUGGAUACCAAAAACUACAAGCAAACAUCUGUCUAGAUGUAUUGAUGGAAUUUCUGACUUUCUAAAUGAUUUUACUUUCUGCCUUGAAUUUUCAAGGCAUAGAUGUCAACUUACAGAAUAACGUGUUUUAAGACAAUUACGUUUAAACCAGAGAAUUUGAUUGUUAUUCAUUUUGCUCUCAUGCUCUAAACAGCAACAGUGUAACUAGUCUUUUGCCGUAAAUGGUUUUUUCCUUAUGAGCAUUUUAUUGAACUAAGUGGCAAAUUCCAUGAAAAAUUUCUCAGUUCUGUAUGCACUUUUAACAUUAUUCAUGUAAUUCUCCCCCCCACACACUUUAUUUAUAGAUACUGCAAAAGUGAGAAGGAGGUAAUAGAUAUUUUGCUCUGAAUUUGGCAUCCAGAGUUAACAGUUCUCCCCUAACUCCCUUACUCGUGUCAUAGUUAUUAGGAUCAGCAGCCUCUUAACUAAUUGCAGUUUCAUAGGAUGUAUAAAUGUUUCAAGCCAUUAUUGCUGAAUGGUUCUUUAGUUAUUAACCUAGACCCAAAUCAAAGACCAGUUUUUAUUUGUUCUUGCCGCCAAAGUGCCAGUUCCUUUAAUAUGUGACCAGGAACACAAGGAAUAUCCAUAUGUCCAAAUAAACACACUGAAUUUUAGAAAAACUUAUUACUUUGAAUUCAAAUUGUCAUGAAAACCAGAACAGUGUUUGUCCAUGUUGCAUGUAAUGAACAUAAAUCCCUGCUCUUUGAGAAAAGCUCUUUGAAGCAAAAACCAAACUUUUUGUUUUUUUACCUCCUGUCUCGCUCCCUAAAAGAAAUAAAUAAAGCAAACAUCUUGACUCUC